CAAUUACAAGAAGAUUUAACAACAUCAAGUGAUAACUCACGCAAAAGAAAUAGAAAAAAAAACAAUACUUGGGCUGAGACGAAGAGUCAAAAACAAAACAGAAAAAAAUUGGAAUUUCUAUUGUCAUAUAGAUAGAUAUAUAUUGUUUUUGGAGACUAUUGGUUAGUAAUUUGAUGUCAAUAUUUUCAAAAAAAGUGUGCAAUCACUUCGUCGAUUUUAACAUUUUUGUGUAUGAUCGCCAACGGUAUUGGAGUGUGAAAUUGUUUGAUUUGUAUGAUUUGUGUGUAGACAAUUUAGUAUCAAUUCGAAGUGCGUUUUAAAAUGGCUGCAAGCGAUAACUCGGAAAAACUUGAGAAUCAUCUAAAAUUGUUAAAAGAAGAAUAUACAAAAUUACAACGAAAUUAUGCCGAACUCGAACGAAAAUAUAACAAAGCAGCGGCUACAAUUGGUGAUAAAGAUAUGGGGCUUAGUAGUUUUGUAUCUCGUUUGGCAAUGACAGUGGCCACACUUUACGGACGAAAAACAUAUUCGGAUAUAACGAUUCGUUUGGACGAUAAUAAAGUAAUACCCGCACACAAAUUCGUUUUGAACGCACGUUCUGAAGAAUUCAGUGAAGAGGUGUUGGCUGAUAUUAAUGAAUUGGAUUGGAGGGAUCUUGAAAAUGACGUUGGAUACGAACUUUUACGUUGGAUGUAUACGGAUGUUAUAGACCUUCAAAAUGAUAGAUUAGCUUUAGGCUUAUUACGUGCCGCCUUUAAAUUUGGAUUAGCCCCGCUCUUAGGAAUUUGUGAAAGAGCACUGAUUUCAUCUGUGGGCGUUCGAUCAUGCGUUCGAUUCUAUUGUGUUGCCGAAGAAGUUGGUGCAUCGAGUCUACUUGAAUAUUGUUCCGGCCUGAUUUCAUUGCACUGGAAUGAACUUAUGUCACAGGAUUUUGAGUCGAUGUCCAGUCCAUUGCUGUUGUCCAUGUUAAAAGAGAAAAGUGAUAAUCCAUUGCAUGUAGCAGUUCGACUUAUGCGUGAAGACGUAGUUUUCUUGUGCUUAGUUGAAAAUGAUCAUUCGUUAUCUGAAGUGGUCAACGGUCUAUCGCAACAAGGCCAAUUGCCACUUGGUAUUGCUUUGAUGAAUCGAAGCACUGCAAUCGCCAAUACUCUCGUUCAAAAUGGAAAAGCCGAUCUGAAUGCAUAUAACGGCGACGGUUGUACCUUGCUAAUCGAUGCAAUAAAACGUGGUGAUGGAUUCGCUGCACAAUUUUUGCUGGAGAAAGAUUGCGAUGUUAAUCUUGUAUCAAAUGUUUCUAACGAUACCGCUUUACACUUAGUGAGCACAUAUUCAGAGAAAUCAUGUGAUGCAGAAACUUUUAGUGAUAUGAUUAUGGUAGCAGAAACUUUAAUUCAAAAAGAUGCCGAUCCGAAUGUGCAAAACCGGCAAGGAUAUACCCCAUUACACUUGGCAAUUAUUUCGGGAAAUACAAAAGUGGUUGAGCUGCUCCUUCAAACUCCUAAUUUAGACACAAAUAUUCGGACACACGAUGAUAAAUGCGCGUUACAGUUGGCAUUAAUGCCGCCAUACACUACGGGUCCACCGUAUGAUUUGGCUACAAAGCUGAUUGAAAAAGGCGCACAGACAAAUCAAAUUAAUGGUGAAAGUGGUGAUAGCAUAUUGCAAUUAUUGAUAAAAUCAAAACUUGAAGAUUCGGCAAUAUUCCUAUCGCAACAUGCAAAUGUGAAUUUCGUAAAUCGUCAAAAUUUAACGGCUUUUCAUAUGGCAUGCCAAAAAAAUUUACCAACACUUGUGAAAGCAUUGCUUGAGAAUGGUGCCUUGCCAAAUCUACAGUCGAGCAUUGAGGAAAUGAAAACUGGAUUACAUUAUGCUGUAGAAAAUGAAUGCAUUGACGUUAUUAAAAUGUUGGUGGAUUUUAAAAAGAAUUCCAGUGAAAAUCAAGAAAGUCCCGACUUCAAUUUGAAAACAGUAGAUGGUGAUUCUUCAUUAAGUAUUGCAUUAAACAUGGGCGCCAAGGAAUUGGUACCGCUUUUAAUUCAAGGCGGUGCUGAUGUGAACGCUCGCAAUGGACAAGAUUUAACACUUUUGCAUCAGGCAAUUUUGAAAGAGGAUACUGAAACAGCAGUUUUCUUAUUAAAACAAGGUGCAGACUAUAAUGCUUUGACUGGAGAUCAAGAAUCACCUCUGCAAUUAGCGAUACACUGCCGUCUACCAACUGUUGUGGAUGAACUUUGUACCUUGGGAGUUUCAUUCAGUUCGCCAAACAGUAAGGGAGAUCCGCCGAUUUGGACGGCUCUUGAAUCAGAACAAGAUGAAAUCGCCUCAGUUUUAGUACGACACGGCGUUGACACAGAUUGUUGGAGCCCAAAUGGACCGGACGGAUGUUUACAGACUCUUUUACAUCGGGCAAUUGAUGAAAAUCGCGAAACAGCGGCGAUAUUCUUAAUUCGAAGUCGUUGCGAUCUAGAUUCACCUAGACAACCUGGCCCAAACGGAGAAGGUGGUGAUGAGGCUAAAGAGAAAGCAACACCAUUACACUUGUGUUGUCAAUGGGGUUUGGUCCGUGUCCUGCAACAUUUAAUCGAUCAUGGCGCAAAUGUGAAUAGUGUCGAUUCUCAAAACAAAACUCCUUUACAUAUCGCCAUCGAGAAUCAACACGAAGAAAUGAUUAAGAUUUUGUUAUGUCAUCCAAAUAUUGAUUUGAAAAUACGUGAUAAAUCUGGUAAUACUGUUUUUGCGUGUGCUCUUACUUUUCGAAAUCAUAAGGCAGCACAAAGCAUACUUGAACGAUUACAAAAUGCAGCGGAACAAAAUGAUAACCGCGGAAGAAACUUUUUACAUAUUGCUAUUAUGAAAGAUGACUUGGAGAGUGUUUUAUUUCUUUUAUCGAUUCAAGUGGAUGUAAACUCUAGAGUUCACGACGUAAAUCAAACACCCCCAUUACAUUUGGCUGCAUCAUCAAAAAAUGAAAUGCUCAUAAGGAAUUUAAUAUUAGCUGGGGCUCGUAUCAAUGACAAAGAUAGCGCUUCAAAAACGGCACUUCAUAUUGCAAGUGAGCGUGGAAAUUUACCAGCCGUAUCCGCUUUGCUUCAAAAUGGUGCAGACUAUGAUGCUGUAGAUGGAGAUGGCAACAAUGCGUUACACAUUAGCGUACGUGAAAGUAAUUUCUCUGUUGUUCGAGAACUAUUAACAGAAUCACGUAUCAACGCGGAGGCGAUCAAUUUAAAAGGACGAAAUCCAUUGCAUGAACUCUGUCGCAGUGGAAAAGACAAUGUAGCAGCGGCUAUUCUCGAACUUUUUCUCGAGUGUAUGCCAAAAUAUCCAAUAAAUACUCCCGAAUUACAGCAAGGUAAUACACCAUUGUUAUUGGCAUUUAUGCGAGGUCAGGCUCCACUCUGUAAAGUUCUUGUGAAAAAUGGUGCUUGUCUUGGAGCUGAAAAUAAGGAAGGCGUUACAAUUUUCAACUAUAAAUUGGCUACCAAUCAAUUGUUACAUAAACUGUUAGAUCAAUUGCCACAAGAAUCACCAUGGGCUACAUCGGAAUUAUGCCAAGAAUGCGGAACAAAAUUCACAAUUACAAUGAGGAAACAUCACUGUCGACACUGUGGCCGCAUCUUGUGUAGUAAAUGUUCGAACAAUGACAUUCCAAUUUUGAAAUUCUCUAUUAAUAAACCAGUUCGAGUUUGUAGUGUAUGCUUUGAAGUUCUGCAGAUGGGAAGUGAUUGAAGUAUGGCAAAUCUGAACAAGAGGGAUCAUCGGUUGAGUUCUCAACAUUCCCCCGAUACGAUCAAACUAGUUUAAGAACAGUAAUAUAUACUGUAU
This is a messenger RNA of Contarinia nasturtii (swede midge), 3822 nucleotides long. RefSeq names its product rabankyrin-5. The record is from RefSeq and is a predicted model, not a curated record. The transcript is spliced from 13 exons. Gene Ontology annotation, molecular function: metal ion binding; protein binding. Lineage: Eukaryota; Metazoa; Arthropoda; Insecta; Diptera; Cecidomyiidae. The coding region runs from base 322 to 3726 and encodes 1134 amino acids.